Molecule: messenger RNA, 2379 nt
Organism: Salvelinus namaycush (lake trout)
Lineage: Eukaryota; Metazoa; Chordata; Actinopteri; Salmoniformes; Salmonidae
Product: zinc transporter 7-like
Exons: 11
Coding region: 85-1263 (392 amino acids)
Biological process (GO): transmembrane transport; intracellular zinc ion homeostasis; zinc ion transport
Cellular component (GO): Golgi apparatus; membrane
Molecular function (GO): zinc ion transmembrane transporter activity
Source: RefSeq, a predicted model, not a curated record
GGCUGAGAGCUGAGUUGGUGGUUUCAGCUCAAACCAGCAGUAUUUAGCUAGCUAGCUUGGCACAACCUGGGAGGGACUGCUAAAAUGUUACCAUUAUCUAUAAAAGACGACGAGUACAAGCCACCCAAAUUCAACCUCCUAGCCAAGAUUUCAGGAUGGUUCAGAUCUAUCCUAUCUGAUAAAACAUCACGCAAUUUGUUUUUCUUUCUCUGUCUGAAUCUGUCCUUUGCUUUUGUUGAAUUAUCGUACGGCAUAUGGAGUAACAGUUUAGGUUUGAUAUCAGAUUCCUUUCACAUGUUCUUUGACUGCACUGCACUUUUAGCCGGACUUGCAGCCUCCGUGAUUUCCAGGUGGAGGUCGAAUGACUCAUUCUCAUAUGGAUACGUGAGGGCGGAGGUGUUGGCAGGGUUUGUGAAUGGCCUGUUCCUCAUCUUCACUGCCUUCUUCAUUUUCUCAGAAGGCGUAGAGAGGGCUUUGGAGCCGCCACACGUGAAUCACGAUCGUCUGCUCCCUGUGUCUGUCGCUGGGCUGCUGGUGAACCUGGUGGGCAUCUUUGUGUUCCAGCACGGGGGCCACGGCCACUCUCACGGAGGGGAUGAAGGUCACGGCCACAGCCACUCUCUGUUCAAUGGCAAUGCAGGUCACGGACACAGCCAUGGGGGGCAUGGGCACGAGUCCAAACAUGGAGAUGGGCACGAGCACAGGCAUGAAGAUGGACACGGGCACAGCCACGGACAUGGGCACAGCCACGGAGAGCACGGCCACUCCCACGAGGACCCUCACUGCCAUGAUGAACUGCACACGCCAGGGAAGGGCUCCAGCAAACAGAUUUUGCAAGGGGUGUUUUUACAUAUCGUAGCUGACACACUGGGCAGUGUGGGAGUGAUCAUCUCAGCCAUCCUGAUGCAGAAGUAUGAUCUGAUGAUCGCUGACCCCAUCUGCUCCAUGUGCAUCUCCAUUCUCAUCGGAGUCAGUGUAGUGCCUUUGCUGAGGGAGUCCAUCGGGAUUCUGAUGCAGCGGACUCCGCCCUCUCUGGACAAUUCCCUGCCAGAAUGCUACCAGAGGGUGCAGCAGUUGCAGGGUGUGUACAAUCUGCAGGAGCCUCACUUCUGGACCCUAUGCACAGAUGUCUACAUUGGCACAGUCAAGCUGCUAAUUGCACCCGACGCUGACAGCAAAUGGAUUCUAAGCCAAACGCACAACAUUUUCACACAGGCUGGAGUACGGCAACUGUAUGUCCAGAUAGAAGUGGCAACGAUGUAGGACUCGUUCCUCAUAUCUCCCUGGGACCAAAGCCUCUGUGUGCUGCUGUGGGGUUUCCCCCCCACCCUUUACCCCCGAAACCCCGCAUCUCUCUGGGUUUUAAAGUCCACAUCAUAAACCAAGGACUAAGACGGAAGCAGCUACAGGACAAGUACACUUUGACUCUUGAGAGGGCACAAGAAAAUGGGGGAAACCAAAACUUGCCAAUUAUGUGACGUCUGCGGGGAAAACGAGAACUUUGCACACACCCAUUUUACUGUUUAGGAAGUGUUUAUCUUAAUGUCAGAGACCUAUUUUGGUUUUAUCAUUUUUUUUUCUCCCCAUUUUAAGAUGGGAUUUUAAUUAAUUUGUAACUAUUGUCUGUGUUUAAAGUACACUUCAAUGGACAUUCGUGUUAAGCCCUGCAACCAUGUAAGAUCCAUAGAUAGUCUAUUUUUAUACGUCCAUAUCAGUCACACACAAUUAAGGGGCAUAUUCCAUUUGGCCAUUUAGUUGCACUUUGCACACUUGAGCCAUUCAACUGUCAUUCUGGGUUUAAGUGCCUUUUUCACCAAAUCAUGGACGAUCUGGAAGUCAUUCGUUCCCCUAUGAGACUGGAAUCAUGUCCCUCAAGACCCAAAAGGAAUCAGAUGACCAACAUGGGUCUUGUUAUUCCAACCCUUUGGUUCCAUCCUUGAUCCAGCAUCUCUUUGAGGGUUGUCAUGGUAUUUUCCUAAGGGAAUAUUGUCAUAAUUCCCUGGACGGCACACAGUGGCUUUAUUUUAACCUUGAACAGCUGCGCACGACCUUGUCAAAGAGGAUGGUUAAAACCGAUGUAAAAAUGAAGUAAGCCUAAAACCCAUGAUUUCAUUGCCCUCAUUGGUCUUACUUUAAUGUAAUGGGCAAAGUGUGCAGUUGGCCAGUUCCAUUCUUAUUUUGAAAUGUAAUAAAUGAUUUUACUGCAUAUAAUUUAAUUUCUCUCAUUACUGUGGCAGAGGUUGAAAUUUGAUAGUUUAACUUGAGGAAAAGGUUUGGCACAGAUUGCACAUCAAUGUUUAUUCUACAUUUCCAUUUAUUUGUUACCUGGAUAUUUGAGAGAAGAGGUGGCGCACAUUUUUAAAUGUAUUUUGCGCAGUU